GAGGCGGAGCUCAGACCCCCAUUUCCUUUCUCCACAACCCGCUAGCUUUCCGGUUGCUGUGGCUGCGAGGCCCUCCCGUUCUGAAGAUACUUGCGCUGGCCCUUACGAGCCUCCUGUCCGGGCCCGGCCCUGCGGCUCUGCCGCGGCGGCAGCAUGGGUGGCGCCCGGGGCGCGGGCUGGGUGGCGGCGGGCCUGCUCCUCGGCGCGGGCGCAUGCUACUGCAUUUACAGGCUGACGCGCGGUCGGCGGCGUGGCGGCCGCGGGCUCGGCCUGCGCCCCUCGCAGUCCGCAGAAGACUUAACUGAUGGUUCAUAUGACGAUGUUCUGAAUGCUGAACAACUUCAGAAACUCCUUUACCUGCUUGAGUCAACUGAGGAUCCUAUAAUUAUGGAAAAAGCUUUGAUUACUUUGGGUAACAAUGCAGCCUUUUCAGUUAACCAAGCUAUUAUUCGUGAAUUGGGUGGUAUUCCAAUUGUUGGAAACAAAAUCAACCAUUCCAACCAGAGUAUUAAAGAGAAAGCUUUAAAUGCACUUAACAACCUGAGUGUGAAUGUUGAAAAUCAAAUCAAGAUAAAGAUAUACAUCAACCAAGUCUGUGAUGAUGUCCUCUCUGGUCCUCUGAACUCUGCUGUGCAGCUGGCCGGACUGAGAUUGUUGACAAACAUGACUGUUACCAAUGACCACCAGCACACGCUUCACAGUUAUAUUACAGACCUGUUCCAGGUGUUACUUACUGGAAAUGGAAACACGAAGGUGCAAGUUUUGAAACUGCUUUUGAAUUUGUCUGAAAAUCCAGCCAUGACAGAAGGACUUCUUCGUGCCCAAGUGGAUGCGUCAUUCCUUUCCCUUUAUGACAGCCACGUAGCAAAGGAGAUUCUUCUUCGAGUACUUACACUAUUUCAGAAUAUAAAUAACUGCCUCAAAAUAGAAGGCCAUUUAGCUGUGCAGCCUACUUUCACUGAAGGUUCAUUGUUUUUCCUGUUAUAUGGAGAAGAAUGUGCCCAGAAACUAAGAGCUUUAGUUCAUCACGAUGAUGCAGAAGUGAAGGAAAAGGUUAUAACAAUAAUGCCCAAAAUCUAAUUGGUCAUAUUUUUCCAAAGAGUAAUGCAGUCUGGAUAUAAACGUAUUUUCUAUCUUCCUUAUAAGGAGAUAGUUCCAGCUGCUGAAUUUAAACAGUAAAUAUCACAUUUCAUUAUUAACAUAGCUAUAACUUGCCAUAGUGUUCAGAUUUAUCUUGGACCAUUUUGAUACCAAGUGAGUAUAAGAGCUUGUACUGAAACCAUUUCUUUUUAUUUUGCUAUUUGCAAAUAUUUGUUAUUUUCCCUACGUGAAGUGGCAGUAACCUUUUUCACAAAGCUACCCUACUUUUUGAAGUGAUUUGCAGUUACUCAUCUGAGACAGCAUUAGUAUGUGACUAAAUCGCUGUUUCAGAACUGUAGUAGGAAUGGUCAUGUUCUUUUAGUAGCAAUGAGAUCCUAAGUUCUUGAUGCCACUCACCUGCCAACCUGACCACACUGCUUUCAAAAGUCUAUUCUCUUGAGUAGAAUCUAUUAUGAUUAUUUCUUGUCAAUGAAAAUGUCAACUUUUAGGAGAGAAUGUUUCCUAGGACUCACCCACUCCCAUUCAGUGUUCCAAUAUGUAAAGAAAAUUACAUAUAAAAUACUGGGAUCAAUCACAAUGUCCAUCUAUAGGCAGUUGGUUAAAUCAAUUAUCCAGUCUUUGAAAAGAAUUAUGGAGGUCUGAAUGUGCUGAAUUGGAAAGAUAUCUAUGAAACACAGUGGGUUUUUUUAACGACACAAGUUACAGAAAAAUAUGGGAUCCCAUGUGUGUGUGUUUUUAAAUGAAAAAUAUGUAUUGACAGACACUUCUAGAAUAAUAAUACCCAAACUCCUGCAGUGAGAGUGGGGAAUGCCUUCUACAUACACACUUCUACUGUGUGAAUUUUUUACUAUGAGCCCAAAUUGUGUAAUCUUUUUUAAAAUAAAGAAGA
This is a messenger RNA of Sapajus apella (tufted capuchin), 1990 nucleotides long. RefSeq names its product armadillo repeat containing 10 (gene ARMC10). Gene Ontology annotation, cellular component: mitochondrion. Lineage: Eukaryota; Metazoa; Chordata; Mammalia; Primates; Cebidae. The record is from RefSeq and is a predicted model, not a curated record. Gene Ontology annotation, biological process: negative regulation of intrinsic apoptotic signaling pathway by p53 class mediator. The transcript is spliced from 6 exons. Bases 154 to 1080 code for a protein of 308 amino acids.